AUCUCAGUUGUUGACAGUAACCGGAAGUGAUUAUUGGGAGGAAGAAGGAAGUGUCAAGUACCAAGUAAAGUGAUGUUUUAUGAUCGUUUGUCACUGUAACAACACAUUUUUAAAGAAAGCAUCAUGGCAACAGACGAAUUGGCGAAGAAGCUUGAAAGGAGAGUAAACAUAAACGAAGGAGAUGAAGAUACUGUCAUUAAAUCUAGCCAGGUUUUCAACCCUUACACCGAAUUCAAAGAAUUUUCCCGUAAACAGAUCCAAGACUUUCAGAAAAUAUUUAAUAAAUAUGAUACAGGAAAAGAUAAGUUUAUUGAUUUCCAUGAACUAAAACUGAUGAUGGAAAAGUUAGAAGCUCCUCAGACCCAUCUGUCACUCAAAGCCAUGAUAAAAGAGAUUGAUGAAGACAACGAUGGAAAGAUAAACUUUAGAGAGUUUUUACUGAUAUUCCGUAAAGCUAAUUUAGGAGAGUUAGAUGCAGACAGUGGUUUAAUGGCUCUGUUUGACAAUAUGACUGAAAUAGAUGUUGAUGCUGAAGGAGUAAAAGGAGCCAAAAACUUUUUUGAGGCGAAGAUUGAUGUUCAAACAAGGGACAAGAAAUUUGAAAAUGAGAUAAAACAAGAACAAGAGGAAAAGAAGAAGCAAGCAGAAGAAGCAAAGGAAAGGAAGAAGGCAUUUAAAGAAAAGGCAUCAGUGUUUAAUUGAUAAAAUGUGUUAAAUGUGUUCAUGUGAAGGGGAGAUAUUUGUGCUCAGGAUGUUGUUUAAGGGGGAUAACCAUGUUUUUAUUUUAUGUAAGGGGAAACAGUUCUGCUCAGGAUGUUGUUUAAGAGAAAUAACCAUUACUGUUUAUGUGAAGGGGAGAUAAUUGUGCUCAGGAUGUUGUUUAAGGGAGAUAACCAUGUUUUCAGCCCUUAAAGGGGAGAUAAUUAUGUGCAUGUUUUGGUUUUAAGGGAUAAAACAAUGUUUACUAGUUCAGCAAACAAUUGAGAGAUCAUAUGCUAAUAAUGUUUGUUCACAUUAAGCAUAUUCAUACAUAAAAUAGCAUGAGGUCAAAAUUUCCAAAUUCGUAUCCUAUGUUGUUUGGCCAUACUGGACAUUAACUGGGCUUACCUUUUUAUUUGAAUUUUUACAUGUCCUAAACAUCAUGAUCAGUGACAUAUUUGUCUAAAAGAACAUUAGGGCUGUUCAUUUAAAUGAGGGUAUGCAAGGAAUUAUUUUUGGGGGCAUUGAUUGAGGGUCAUGUCACUUCAUGUUUGCAAUUAAGAAAAUAUGGUUGUUGGGGAUUUCCUACCCUCCAAAAUCAAUGUUAAUGAUAAAACACCUUAUGCAACUAAUAUUCAACAAUCACUGUAAAGAACAUUUGUUCACUGGUAUUUUUAUAAUGACAAAACAAAACUUUCCACUAAAAGAGUUAAAAGAACAUUUUAAAGGGGAAAUACUGCUUAAUCGGCAACUCUGAAAUACAUGGUUAUUUUCUUGAAAAAACUUAUGUGAUUUUAUAUGUUUUUAUAUAUGUGUGUUCAAAAUGUGUGCUGGCAUGAACAGAUUUUUGUAAGUGUUAAUAUGUGUACUAUUAUUGUUUUAAUAUGUUUCAUAUGUACUAAAUGCAGCUGCAUAAAUGUAGAAAUAAAACAGAAAAAUACUUUAACAUAUAAGGCUUUUACUACAAUUGAUGAAAUAUAAAUGCUAAACACAUAAACAGUUAUUAUCUAAGUAUAAAGCUUGAAGAUGUAAUGAUAUUUACCGAAACUAAUUUCAUUCAAAAGUUUUCCCAUUAUUUUAUUUUUUUAUAACAAUUGAAUUUUGAUAUUUUAAAAGAUAAAAAUGUCUGAUUUAACAGAUACGAAAUAAUCAAAGGAAACGACAAAAAAAAAAUAUGGUUAGAUAUAUUAUUUCAUAAGAAAUGUACAGGGUUGAAUGUGUAAAACAGGGUCAACCAUUUAAUAUUACCAUUGUGUAUAAACCUUGUAAAUAAACUCAUUCCUAAAACCCAUGUCUUUUCAGCUUAAUAUUAUAACCAAUGCUCAUUAAUACGAUAAAACAAUAUAGCCAUUCACAUUUAAGAAGAUUGUCAGCAUUAUAAAUAUUUUAAACAAUUAAAAUGAAAAUUACUUUGUUAAAUAAAAAAUGUAAGGGUUUUUUUGCCAAGUCAAAAAGUACUUAAAAUCAUUAAUAUUAAAUGAGAUCUUUCAAGUAGAAACAAGAGGCUGCCUUGACAAGUUAUCUUUUAAGAUACCUGUGUAGACAUUUGGUAAACAACAAGACUCAGAACAGCAAUACAAGUGCUAUCCCUUUCAUGUGUUUGUAGAUUUUUAGAAUUUUAUACAAUUUUUGUACAUUUGUACCAUACACACUCCUCAUAAAUAAGCACUAUAAAACCACUGAUUAAAUUAAUGCAACUUGCCAAAUAUCUGUUUUGAUAGAUAAAAUCAUCUUUUUUUGUCCAGUAAGCCAGUAUUCUUAACAUUUGUAUUACUAAUGCAUUUUUUAUGUUGAAAUUUUGUUGACAAGAAUAAUGAUUGAAAUAAUAAACCAUAUAAUUCAUGCAUAUCUUUGGCCAUAAGGCCCUAUAAGAUUUAUUUUCUGUUCUAUACACUUUUCCCACUCAAAAUUAAAACUAUCACAAUUUAGUUUCUGUGAAAGCUAAAUUCUUAUUUUUUUAUUUUUGAAUCCAUAUUUCAAAUUUUCAGUUUGCACAUCAUGUAUUGUGAUUUAAAAAAAGUAUUUGUUAAUACAUAUAGGUCAACAUGCCCAACUUCCAUCAUAAAAUCUUUUUUAUUCAGUGAAUUGGGAAAUCUUGAACAAAACCAUUGUUUAGCAUGUACUUUUAAAAAGUGAAAAUAUGUCAACAAUAUUUAAAUUUAUAUUUCAUGACAUGUCUGUUUUAAUGGACACAAAAAAUUAUAACUAGUCACAAUCUAUCAGCAGGCAUAGAAAUACUGCAAAUAGAAUAUUUAUCCAUAUUUUCUACAUACAUUUCCAUCAAAUGGGUUUUCAUUAUUUUAUAUAUAAAUGCAGAUAUAAAAAAAAUAUGUGAUUUUAGUAUGCAACGAAAUUAUAACCAGUGUAAAUGCUAUAACUUUGUUUUAACUGCAUAUCAUAGGCAGAUAUAAUAUUUAAACAGAACAAGGGGUUUAAACUUGGUUGAUAUAUAUGAAUACAUUACGAUAUGAUGUUUAUUAAUAAGAUAAUUACUUUCACUAAUGUUUUGUCUUAACAUGUUGUAUUUAUUUUAAUACAAGUUAGAUGGGGAAACUGCUUAUUCUAAAAAUUUCCUGUUUUUGUUUUUGUUUAUAGUAUAAAACUACUACAGCAAGGUAGACAAAUAUUCAUUGAUUUUUAGUUUAUUGUUUGUGUUGGAUAACUCCUGAUCAAGCAAAAUGUUUUAAUUAACCAAUAUACUUUUUACUCAUUGUGAGAUUGAUGGAGAGUUGUCUCAUUGGAAAUCAUACCACAUAUUAUUUCUAUAUGCUUUAAAGAUGUAAAAGUAGGUAAUGAUUUCUUUACAAAAACCCAAAUUGAAAUGCUAAAAACUCUGAAUUUCAUUUCUAAUGUUUGUCACAUGUUUGAGGAAAGCUAUAUGCAUGAUAUUGUUAUACUUAAUAAUGCUCAACUGUUGUUAACUAGUAAUUUUUCCUAGGUUUAUGUGUUUAUAGAUUCUGUACAAUCAGAAAUUAUUGUGUGCAUUUAUUAUUGCAAUUUUGUCAUUUUAGACUGUUUAAUUCAUAUAAAAAAUGACUAAAUGUGAGUUCAAAUUAUUGCGAUUAUAAGCCCGUCACAUUUUUGCAAUAACAUGAAUAAUAAAAACAUCGCAAUAAUUUCUGAAUUUACAAAAUACUGAAAUUGAUCAAAUUUCAUCUUUUCAUCAAAUUUUGUUAUCUCCAAUUUUGUUGAGUUGCUUCCCUUGGUAAAUUUUAUUUUGCCAUGAAACGGUUCAGGCAAAAAAGUAUUUUUGUUGUAGAAAGUAAACAAAUCAGCAGCUGUUGAAUCUUUGCAAAUAAAAAAAACCCUUAUUUAUCCAUAUUUUCAACCUACUUGUGAGUGUAGGAACCUGCAGCCUUUAGGGAAAUUUUUAAAAAUCUUUGUUUUGUUAAUUUCUUGACAUUUUUAUAUAAGACGCUACAUUUAUUGAUAAAAUCAAUGUACUUGUAGAGAUUUUCUGCUAUAUGUCUUUUGUCAUUUUAAUCAGAUGAUAGCACACUACAUACAGCUCAUUUUCUAGUCAUUUAGAUAUAUUAUUUUUGAAAUGGGAGACAAGGUUUUUUCAGAUGAAAAGAGGAAAAAAUAUUUAUGAGGGUGUUAAUUUUUCUUAUAUAAUUAGUGAUCUGCAUUUUUUUUUAAAGAUCUGAUGUGUUAUUUGUUAUUGUUUGUUAUAAAUUUUAAGUGGUGCUUAUUCAGAUCUUGAGUAUUUGUAACUUUAUUUUGAAGAACCCCUGAUGUCAAUAGUUUAUCAUAUGUUGCCAAAACUGUUUCCCUGUCGAAGUUUAUUAAAAAUUAAUGGAAGAUCUGUUUUAAUUGGUGCUUCUUUGUUUAUGUGUUCUGUUAUAGCUUUUCAUUCUUUAAGUUUAAAAUAUUUUUUAUUUUUAGUUGAAAAAUUAUACAAAUGCUAUGAAACUGCAAUAAACUAUAAGAAUAUAUUAAUUUUGAUCAUGAAGUUAUGAAUUUAUUAAAUAUAUGUAACCGGAAGCUGCAAUGGUUUACAGAAGUUGAACUAGUUUUUAAUGACUCCUAACUUUUUUCAGUAUCAUUGUUUUCAGUAGUAAUAUGUUCAUAGGGGCAUGUAUGAUUCUUGAAGAAAAGAAUUUUCAAGAGCAUUAUAAACUCGAAACUUUUCAAAUUUAACCAUUAUUUAACUUUCAUCAGUUUUUCUGCCACUCAACAUUGAUCUGAAAGUGUUUAUACCUUCUCCACAUGUGUAUGCUUGCUAGGUAUAUAUAGGUCUCAUGAUUUGAUUGUUAAUAUUGUUAUGUUAUGUAUUCCUAAUUUUAUAUACCGGAUUUGUAUGCUAUGUUUACUCAUAAAUUAUCUCUGCAACCUA
Mytilus trossulus (common blue mussel) is the source of this 5035-nucleotide messenger RNA. Its product is annotated as EF-hand domain-containing protein D2-like. Bases 124 to 702 code for a protein of 192 amino acids. The transcript has 4 exons. Gene Ontology annotation, molecular function: calcium ion binding. Lineage: Eukaryota; Metazoa; Mollusca; Bivalvia; Mytilida; Mytilidae. The record is from RefSeq and is a predicted model, not a curated record.